ACAGUUGCAAUUGCAAAGAGAGUGACAGUACCAAACCCUCUCUUCCAAAAUUCUCACCGAAGCUGGAGACCUCUGUCUUCCACAUUCUAUCUCCUUAAAUGUGUCUGCAUUUCCCAAAUUUAACACAACCUUAGUAUUUACCGAAAUCAUUUGAGCAGAGAAAAAUAAAACCCCCUUUUUUUAUGCUCCGACAAAUCAAAACAAUACUUGGUACGCAGAGCAUCGAAAUAACUCAGUCACCAAUUUAGCAGCCCAUCUGAAGGAGCAAUCAUGUCUUCUUCUGGGUUCAGUUCCUCUUUCUUGUUUCUUCUGCUGCUGCUGUUUUUGGCUAAUGUGUUCAGUCACAGUGAAGCAAGCAUUGCUCAAGCAAAUGGGUCACUGGUGGAGGCAGAAGAGCUGGUACCAUUGUUGGGGCAAAAGAAGGUGGAAAUGGUGUUGAAUGGGAGCAGGAGGAAAUUGGGGGGCUUCCAGAUAUGUGCACUGUGCACUUGCUGUGGAGGUUCCAGGGGAGUGUGUGUGCCAUCUCCCUGUUGCUAUGCCAUUAAUUGCAACAUUCCAAACAGGCCCUAUGGUUUCUGCUCUUUCACUCCCAAGACCUGUAAUUGCUUUGGAUGCCAUAUCUAGUCUAAGUCUCUCUCUUUCUCUUUCUUAAUACAAUUUAGCUUCUUCAAAUUGGGGAUUUAGCUUCUUCAAAUUGGGGUCCAUCUUGAUUAAAGUGUGGAUGGGCAGUAGAAUAUAUGUUCUUAGAUUUAUUUGUUACCGCUAUAAAUUAUAAAAUUAUUACUGUUGAAUUAGGAUUGGCAUACCCAGGUAAGGUGUUUUUUUUUUUGCUAUUUCCAGUUGGAACUGUCCAUAUAAUUUAUUUAUUUUUUUCAGGAAGUAGCAAAUAGCAAUGCCUGGCCAUUGCAAUGCUAGGAGUAUUGUUAUAUUUGUAUUUCUGUAGACAAUUGUGAUUUAUUUAUGAAGCUGUUUGGUAUGAUGUUGAUCUC
Tripterygium wilfordii is the source of this 989-nucleotide messenger RNA. RefSeq lists its product as uncharacterized. The transcript has 2 exons. The record is from RefSeq and is a predicted model, not a curated record. Lineage: Eukaryota; Viridiplantae; Streptophyta; Magnoliopsida; Celastrales; Celastraceae. The coding region runs from base 271 to 624 and encodes 117 amino acids.